This is a messenger RNA of Microstroma glucosiphilum, 1179 nucleotides long. RefSeq lists its product as hypothetical. Gene Ontology annotation, cellular component: endoplasmic reticulum. The record is from RefSeq and is a predicted model, not a curated record. The coding region runs from base 1 to 1179 and encodes 392 amino acids. Gene Ontology annotation, molecular function: calcium ion binding. Gene Ontology annotation, biological process: endoplasmic reticulum calcium ion homeostasis. Lineage: Eukaryota; Fungi; Basidiomycota; Exobasidiomycetes; Microstromatales; Microstromataceae. The transcript is spliced from 3 exons.
AUGGCACCCGCCCCCGCCAUCACCUUCUCAGAGGCGCUGCACGACUACCUCCACCGCCCGCGGCAGAUCACCUCCAAGAUCUCCCUUGCGCCCGUAGACCUGAAGUGGGAAGGCCUAGCCCUCGUCCUCUCCCUCUUCUUUGUACUCCUACACGCAAUUGGCAAAAGGCGCAAUAGAGCCUUGGCUCACAAAUGGGUACAGCAGGCAUUGCCCGUCAUUGAAAAGGAGUUUGCUACCACCGCAAAGGACAGUAAUGGAAAGGGGGAGCUACUGCUGUGGAAUGGAGGAGAUGAGGCAGUCCUCUAUGCCAGUGGAAGGAGGGGGGUAGAGAGUCUACACGCCCACUUCCACCUCACCCCUCGACACGAUCCCCUCCUCUACGUCUACCACACCCUCUACGAAUUCGCCCUUGCCUCUCCCAUCUCCGCCGCUCGGGAUCGUCUCACCCUGACAUUCCAGCUCCCUCCCACUACCGAGAACCUCUCUGGUGUCUUUGCCCUAGUGGACAAGUCCGUCCUGCAGUCCCUCCGCAAGUCUCGUCCCUUUGAUUUGAGCUUCGGUCGAUUGCUAGACCUGCAAGAAGGGGAGCGAGAUGCUCGUGGACUGAGCUCACAGUGGGCCGUCAUCAGCGAGACGGCAGAUCUCACCGAUGGUUUCCUGGGUGCGGUUGGCAAUUCGGGAGAAGAGAGGCGAACGAAGUUGGGUGUACAGACGGUACUCAAUUCGCCUGCUGGGAAGUGGCUGGAGAGUUUGAUCAUCACCGAUCUACCUGCCCAGAGGCCGGACGAGGAACGUGAGCCACCACCGCUCUCGACGUACCCGCGUCUUCUCAUCCUCAACCUACGCGUCCCCCGCUCAUCUUCCGACGCAAGCGCCUCUCUCCCCCUCCUCAACCUCGCCACCAACCUCCUCGACGCCCUCGACUUUUCCCUCAUCAAACCCACCUCUACCUCUCUCACCAAGAUUCGUCGCGCCCGUACCGAAUUCGAAACGGAGCGACAGCGAGAACGCGACCGGGGGAAAAAGGAAGAGGAGGAAGAGGCGAGAUUGAAGAGAAAGAGGGAGGCAGACGCGCUCAAGAUGGAAGGAUUGAGUGAAAAGGAACAGGCAAAGAGGAAGGAAUUGGAGGAAAAGAGGGCCAGGAGGAAACAACAGGGAAAGAUGAAGGCAAAGGCUUGA